AUGGAAACAGGACUAGCUGUCAGGGGCCGUCCGUUCGGUGUUCUAUCAGAAAGCAACCUCCCGCCCUUUAACCAGUCUGUGUUAGAAGUGUUGGCACUAAUCGAGGAUGAAAUCACAGAUGUGGAGGAAAACGCUUUGGUUGGGUUUUCGAAUCUGAAAGAUCUGAACCUAGAUUUCAACCGGCUAACGCAUGUCAGACAGAGCUGGUUCAACGGCCUAGAAAAGCUUGGUUUCCUCACAUUAUCCAAUAACAGAAUAGCACAGAUUGACCAUGGGUGCUUUCGCAACAUGCCUCGGCUUCUCUUGUUGAGUCUUGAAGACAACUCGUUGUCUUUUCUAGACCCCGACUGGUUCUUUGGGCAGAGUAGGUUGUAUUACCUGUACUUGGGGGGAAAUAACAUUAAGACAAUUCCUCCAAGUACAUUCAAGAAUGUGCGUCCGUUUGAGAUAUACCUGCAGGAUAGUGCUCUGUCCUGUCUGGACCAGAGAGUUUUGUGGCGACAGGAGCUUCUGUCAACCUUCUAUGUGAGUGGUUCUAGCAUGACAACAGUGCAUGAUGACAUGCCCCACAGAUUGGGGUGGGCUAUUUCAAUAAACGACAAUGAUUACAAGCAGUACAAAGUGCAGAGUAUAUCUAUUGAGGUGCCCUACUUCUAUUUCUGCGUCAAACUCCACCAGGUGAGAAACGAGAAGUCUUUCUUCUGGAUGUUUGACUCGAGAGAUGCUGUGCCUCGUGACAAAACAAAACACAUCCCUUGGUUAUGUGAUGAGGUUCUUAGUUCUCUAACGGCAAGCCCCAUACAUGUAAGUCUGUCGCGUUUUGUUGCCAUUGCCACAAAUGACCAUGUCCUCCCAGACAAAAGAGACCCCGGCUACCAAAGGUACCGAGAAAAGUGCAGGCAGGUGUGGGAACACAACAUGGGCGUUACAGUUCCUUUGAAAGAUAACUCGACCUUACAGCUGGUGUCCAUGGGUUUGGGGAACACAAGUAAGGCAGACGUUGCCAUUCUGGUAGACGAUGCAUCAGGCAUGUUGUUAGUCAGCGACGUAGAAUACGCCAGGGGAGAUCCUAGCGAGAGAACCCCAAAGUGUACCAUGCCAAGAGAGUUUGGAUCCAAUGUUACCAAACACCUAUUGGCCAUUGGAUAUUUCUGGGACAGGGGCCCGGAACACAACAAGGCGAGGGUCCCUCCCUAA
Messenger RNA from Branchiostoma belcheri (Belcher's lancelet), 1197 nucleotides. RefSeq lists its product as uncharacterized. The transcript is spliced from 2 exons. Gene Ontology annotation, cellular component: plasma membrane. The coding region runs from base 1 to 1197 and encodes 398 amino acids. The record is from RefSeq and is a predicted model, not a curated record. Lineage: Eukaryota; Metazoa; Chordata; Leptocardii; Amphioxiformes; Branchiostomatidae. Gene Ontology annotation, molecular function: protein binding.